Molecule: messenger RNA, 603 nt
Organism: Aureococcus anophagefferens
Lineage: Eukaryota; Pelagophyceae; Pelagomonadales; Pelagomonadaceae
Exons: 1
Biological process (GO): vesicle transport along actin filament; actin filament organization
Cellular component (GO): vesicle; myosin complex; actin cytoskeleton
Molecular function (GO): ATP binding; microfilament motor activity; actin filament binding
Source: RefSeq, a predicted model, not a curated record
AUGACGACGCUCUACCACCUCCACGACCCGGGCAUCAUCGAAAACCUGGAGCAGCGGAGCGACCUGCGGCAGCAGCGGCCCUACACGCGCAUCGCGAACGUUUUGAUCGCCGUGAACCCGCUCCGGCCCGUGCCGGACCCCGACGAGGCCUCGUUCCGGGGCGGCGCGCUCUCCGACGCGCCGCCGCACCCCUGGGCCAUCGCCGAGACGGCCCUGCGGCAGAUGGUGCUCGAGGAGCGCGCGGCGAUCCGGGGCCGCGCGAACCAGUCCGUCGUCAUCUCCGGCGAGUCCGGCGCGGGCAAAACGGAGACGGCGAAGAUCGUGCUCGGCUACCUCUGCCGGCGCGUCGCGUCGGCGUCCUCCGGGCCGUCGGACCUCGACCGACGGUUGCUCGACUCGAACCCCAUCCUCGAGGCCCUGGGCAACGCGCGGACGCUCCGCAACGACAACUCGAGCCGCUUCGGCAAGUUCUUGAAGCUCCAGUUUUCCCGCGCGACCGGCGCCGUCGCCCUCGCCGGGGCGACGGUGGAGACCUACCUCCUCGAGCGGAGCCGCGUCGUCGGCCAGACCGACGGCGAGCGCAACUACCACGCGCUCUACCAA